AUGGCUCUAACAAAGCCUAAAUCAGAAAUGUCCGCUGAGGAGCUUCAGGCCAGAGAGGAAGAGGAAUUCAACACUGGACCACUAUCAGUGCUCACCCAGUCAGUUAAAAAUAAUACUCAGGUAUUGAUAAAUUGCCGAAACAAUAAAAAACUGCUCGGCAGAGUAAAAGCCUUCGACAGACAUUGUAACAUGGUGCUAGAAAAUGUAAAGGAAAUGUGGACAGAACUCCCCCGACCUGGCAAAGGCAAGAAGAAGGCAAAACCAGUUAACAAGGACCGCUUCAUAUCAAAAAUGUUUCUUAGAGGAGAUGCAGUUAUAUUGGUUGUGAGAAAUCCUUUAGCUACAGCAAAUUGA
Molecule: messenger RNA, 354 nt
Organism: Acanthoscelides obtectus
Lineage: Eukaryota; Metazoa; Arthropoda; Insecta; Coleoptera; Chrysomelidae
Source: the annotation of a GenBank genome assembly